UUAAUUAAUUAAUUAAUUAACUAAAAUGUAGCUAUCUGGACCCUAUUUCAAAGAUUCUGAAUUAGAAUUGGGCAUGGGCACAGGUGCUACCUGUUACCAGCUCUGGUGCUAAUUCUGAGGUACUACCAGGUUUAAGAACCUGUACCUUAGAUCAUAUAUUUAUGUUUUGUGUAUAAUAAGGCUAUCCAAUUGUAUUAAAAUGUAUUUAUUUUGUAUUCAUUUUGAUUUUGUUUCUUCCUAGAAUUCUAUCUAUAUCUGAAAGAUGCCUAAAAACUGUAUACUCGUGAUACAUACCCCUAAGUAUAUACAGGCAUAGAACCUAUAUUUCUAAUUGGGACACGUGAGCUUUUCCAUAAGCACUAUUUUUUUAAAUUUAACUCCAAAUUAAAUUAAAGAAAUAGAAAAAGCUGCUGUUGUUCAGAAAACAAAUCGUGGAUUCUUUGCUUCUACAAUAAACUUUUAAGAGAGUUUGUUCCUAGUGGAAAUUCAUUGUUACUAAAUAAAAAUCUUGAGGAAGAAAAAAAUACCUUAUAUAUAAUCCACAUUGGGGAUGCAAAUUGUAGAGAAACAGACACCAAAGGAUUUGCAUUUAAUCAAAUCUAAAGCAAGUCAUUUCAGAAGCAUCACUGACAGGUACAGAAGCCUUUCCCAUCAGGACCAGGCUGACCUUUCCAGAGACCAGGAUCCCUUAUCAAGGAGAACACAUUCACCAGAUAGCCUACAUUGCCGUUAAGAAGGAGAUUCACCAGAACCAUCCAGAAUGGAAAAUGUCACAGGAGACUACAGCAAACGCGUGUAUCAAGGCGUGAGAGUGAAGCACACGGUCAAAGACUUACUGGCGGAAAAACGAUCCAGGCAGACAAGUAACUCAAGAUUUAAUAGCGGAGUCAGCAACUCCCCGUCUCCGUUUGCCCAGAUGCCAGGUUCACCGGUAACAUCAGGUUACUAUGGUGUCAGAAGAUCUUUCCUCUCUGACUCGGAUUUCCACAACACGAAACAGUUUGCAAACGACGUCUGCACCUCACCGGCGAAGCCCUUUCCCUGUGAGCCCCCCGCAGGGCAGAGCCACCCGGCCCUCCUGGAUUCCUACUUCCCGGAGCCCUACGCAGACCACCGGCCCCCACCGGGCCUGACCCCCAGCACCGGCUCUCUGUUCAGCGCCUCGCCCCUGCCGCCGCUCCUGCCUCCACCCUUCCCUGGGGACCCCACGCACUUCGUGCUUAGGGACUCAUGGGAGCAAACGGUGCCCGAUGGUCUCAGCCAGGCAGACCCCGUGCCCGCCGAUACCCCGCAGACCUUGCCGCCCAGCACGGGAUGUCUCUCCCAGCUGGAGUCUGGGACCAGCACUCAGCACAGGAGCUCCAGCUGGGGGGCCCCCCUAGCUGGGGCUCAGUCCUACUCCCUGCAUGCACUAGAGGAUCUGUAUCAUGUGCCAGGGUACCCCACCCCACCCCCGUAUCCCUUCACCCCUUUCAUGACCAUGUCCAAUGAUCUACCGCACAAGGCGGUGCCUCUCGCCCCAGAGGAGGGGGUAGACACCCCUUCCCUUCAGGACCCUUCUUCGUGGACCAAAGAAGACGGGAGCAUGGUGUGGGGGUCAUAUGAAUGCCGUAGAGCUUACUGAAGGGAGCGCUGAAGGACUUCUGCUGGGCUUUUCUCUGAGUGGGGUUCUGUAUUUCACGGACCAUUUGCAGUGUGGUAGCUUACUCAUUCAGAACCAGAUUCUCAGAACAGGCCAUCAGGCUGCCCUUUGUCAACAGACCACGGGAUUCAUUUGUAAUCCUCCCUACCACAGCCCCAUGAAAUACAACGUACGUUAAUUCGGGACAUCAGACCGUAUUCUCGUGAGACACCUGAGAGCGAUGCCUUUUUGGAACUUUAGUAACACCUUACAUUCUGAAUUUCUGUUACCUUUGAACUAUCAUGUUUAGCGCUCGUAGUUUUCUUAAAUUACAUUAAAAAGUUUAUGCAGAUCGUGAAAUACA
This is a messenger RNA of Leopardus geoffroyi (Geoffroy's cat), 1985 nucleotides long. RefSeq names its product chromosome D1 C11orf53 homolog (gene POU2AF2). The coding region runs from base 761 to 1624 and encodes 287 amino acids. The transcript is spliced from 5 exons. The record is from RefSeq and is a predicted model, not a curated record. Lineage: Eukaryota; Metazoa; Chordata; Mammalia; Carnivora; Felidae. Gene Ontology annotation, molecular function: POU domain binding; DNA binding.